Messenger RNA from Nematocida parisii ERTm1, 2969 nucleotides. RefSeq lists its product as uncharacterized. The transcript has a single exon. The record is from RefSeq and is a predicted model, not a curated record. Lineage: Eukaryota; Fungi; Microsporidia. Bases 252 to 2969 code for a protein of 905 amino acids.
GUUAUUAAAAACAAAAUAACAUAUAUCUUUAAAUUUAUUUCUAGGAUGAACAAUAGUAAGCUGUUUUUUCCUUAAAGACUUAGGUAUGUGAAACCUUGCUAUUUAUUGAACUUCAAACACUCCCAUAUAGUUUUCACCACAUCAUUUAUGAUCAUAAUGUGUUUACCCCCAUCACAAAUGAUGAAUGCACAUAUAUUAAUAUCAUAUUUAACCAUUGUUAUUCUGGAUCUCACUAUCCAAACCAACAUAGUAUGAUUAUAAAGCUACUAGUGAUGAUGUACACGAUAUGUGCAAGACUUGAGUUGAGUGAUAUAAAUAUAAUAGAAAAAACCAAAGUUGUUAUUGAAGAAGGUAACUUGUUAAUACAUCCAGAUGGAUCACUUAGUCCAUCCAGAGGAUAUAUUAUGCACAAGAGCGGAUAUAUGUACAACAAACGAUUAUAUGCGCCAGAAAUAGACACAAUGUAUAAAGUGAUAAAAAUCGGUGAAGAUGGCAGAUCAAUUUAUGAAUACGAAAGAAAGCCAGUAAAUGACCAGGCAUAUGAUGAUAUAUAUGACCCGAAAAAAUUUAAAGCAAAGAAUGAUUAUUUUCUUAGAUUUCAUACACAUCUAAUCAAUAUGUUUCCAUGCACGGAUGGUGCACUUUCCAUCAUAGCAGGAAGACUGGAUGCACCCACUUCUUUUCUGCUAAAAGAUGAAGUGCAGCCACAGAGUAUGAACAUCCUGGCAGCUCUUUUCCUCCUGUCUGAGCAGGUGGAUAUUCCUAUUGCUAUAGAAGAAAAGAAAAAAGAGAAAAAACUUGUUCUGAAAAGUGUUAACGGAGAAACUGCAUAUAUUGACCAGAGCCUAGUACUUUAUGUAAACAAGAAAAAUUCAGAAGAAAAAAUUAAAACUUACCACACAGAAACAGUUAAACUUAUUAACUUUAUGAAACACUAUGCAGGAGAUGCAAUAACUUACAUACAAAAAGAAGGCUACACUGAGCCAACUACAUAUGAGCAGUUCAUGGAAGGAAAGUUCUUAAGUACCGUGCAGUUCCUUAUUCAGUCGUACAUAUACGAGUUUAUUGACACAAAAGAAAAGUAUAUUGAGUUUGUAAAUGCUGUAUAUACUAUCUUGAACGACCAGAUAAAUAACAAUAAAUCUAUUUCAAAGAAUAAAAAAAAGUCAUACAAAAGAGUACUGAACAAGUGCUUUAUACAAGAAGGUGCACAGCCAAGUAAAAUCGACCACACUACAACUAUUUACGAUAUUAAGGAUAUAAUAGAAGACUUUGGAGCAUGCCCAUUUAUUAAUUCAUCACAGCUUCCGUCCUAUAUUCGGGUUAAAGCAUAUGAUCGGGAAAAUGACGAAUUCAUAAACAAUGAAGCUCAAAAAUAUUCUAACUGUGUAGAAGCAGCUCUGCUAGGGCUAGUGUGCUGUUUAGUAUAUGAUCCAAAUAAAAAGAAGUACAAUACAGACCAUCUGCCCGACAAUGAAGAAACUAAGCCACUGAAAGACUUCUUUAAAAAGUACACUGAGCCAACUGAAGUCACCGAUUAUACAAUGCACGAAGAUUGGUGUAGAGUGAUAGCAGACUUGAAGAAUGACAAGAUUCUUUACUUAACGGAGAAGACGAAUGAGCUGGACAGCAGUUUGUUGAAUAUUCUUUAUGUUGCAUCAUAUAUAACCCGAAGCAAAGAAGAAGUAGUUAAAGAAAUUAAGUACUUAGAAAAGCUUCUUUCUAAUAAGAAUAUUAAUGAUGGGCUUUAUAUAGAAGAAAGCUUGACUACAAUAUUCAAGGAGCUAUCAAAUAACAAGAAUCUUGAUGUAGAGUGUGACAAAUUUACAGUGGGUACACGAGAAGAUAAUAAGCUGGACUUAUUUGGUGUGUUUAAGCUAGUAUAUACUUUUAAUGAGAAAAAAAAUGGAAUAUUAGUAGGAAUAACUUCAGGGCAUUCCUCAAUAAGCUUAUUAAAAAACUUAUUGUCUAUUAAAGAGAAAAAUACUAUUAAAAAAAAGUUGACUGAAAUACAAAAUACUUAUAGUAAUAUAGAGAGUUACACAGCAUACAUAAUUAGACAGUAUAUAAACAUAGAACUUGCUAAGAAGGAAAAGAAGUAUGCAUUGGGCCGAAUUCAAGAAAGUAUUAGAAAUAACCAUGAUAAUAUAAAUGAUAUUUUCCUUCACGGGAUGAUUCUAUCUGUUGACCAAAAAGUAAACAUUGUUAAAUACUUCUUGGUCAUGCACGUAAAGAAUACUCUACCAAAAAACAAUUCACUAGUUCGGUUUACCAAUAAUCUCAUAGGAAGCACUCCAUUGAAUGAUCUAGCAACAAGAGACAAUAUGCUGCUUUAUUGCAUGCUUAAUAAAGACAGCAAGAACUACUAUCCAAGAAUUGAGAGCUGCUGGGAAGAGGUUGCUACAAUCACUAUAUAUAAUUUUUAUACAAUAAUUAUUGAAAUUUUAAAGAAGUCAAACUAUCCCCCAGAUGUUAUAUUAAAGUGCUUUAAAAACUUGAUGAUGGUUGUGGCAGAUAGUGAUGAAAAGUAUGGUUUUAUUUCAGGAUUCAUAUUAAUUAACAAUAUAGUGAAUUUUUCUAUAAAGACUAAUGAGCCAACUAAAACACUUUUAGAGUUCAUAAAAAUAAUAGAUGAAACAGUUAUGCAGCCAGAUGGAUCAAAUAUAUUUGUUAUUUACUUAACAUGGAUUGCCAAUGUAGAAAUAAAUAAUUAUUGCAGUUUAGAUAAAAGGAAAGAGAUUAUAAAGACUCUAAUGAACAAAAUAGAUUUUAAUUAUAAUUUUAAUCUAGAUAACAAAUGGGAUUGUUGGGUUCUUGACCAUUUCUAUAUAUUGAAAAAAUUGAAAAUGAGUAAGGAUAUAUUUUGUGAUAAAGAAAUCCCAAAAAGUGUUGAAAAAUACGACCGUCUUGUGAAAACAAUAAACAAAAUUAUUGAAUUGGGCGAAAAAAGACGUUCUAGCGCCUCUUGA